GCGUGCGAACCCGCAGCCCUACGAGAUCAGCCCAAAAGACAUGACCCAGGAGCAGCGGUGUCAGAAGUUCAGUGGCGCGGAUCUCGAAAAGAAGGAGUUCUACUCGCCGCUACACCCGAAUAACUAUCCAAACAACACGGAGUGCAUCCUUCGCCUGGAAGCCGAGCAUGGCUACGUCAUCAGAGUGGACUUCCGGGACUACUUCCACCUCGAACCGUCGAACAAGUGCGAGUUCGACGUCCUAGAGGUCCGCGACGGCGCCCACGGAUACUCCGACCUGAUGGGGCGCUUCUGUGGGGAUACGUUCCCGCCCAUCAUCACGUCCAAGGACAGAUACCUGUGGCUGAAGUUCAUUUCGGACGACACGAUAGAAUACAGGGGCUUCCGGGCGGUGUUUUCAUACAUUGAAAACAAAGCGCUGGACCGGCCGUACAUCGAGCCGUGUCGAUACUACCUGCACGGCGAGCAGGGCAAGAUCAGCUCAGAUGACGUCGAGGAGAAUCGCCUGGAGUACUCGAGGCAGCAUAACCAUCCGAUCGACUGCACGUGGAUUGUGACCGUGAAGGCGAGGCGCAGGAUAUUCAUGUCCUUCAAGAAGUUCAAACUGGAGAAGCCCAACGAGUGCGACAUGAACUACAUCGACAUCUUCGAGGAGCAAACGGACCUGAAGAACCGCGUGAAGCACUACUGCGGUUCGGUGGCCGACCCUUUCGCCACCAACGGCACUAUCCUUCAGUUCCGCUACUUCGCCAUCCCGAGCGCCCUCAACACCAAGUUCGUCGCCUGGUUCACCGCCUUCAGAGAGAGGACUUCCGAAGGAGAGAAUUCGCAGUGCACGGAGGAAGAGUACGACUGUGACGACGCCCGCUGCAUCGACAUAUCCCUGCGGUGCAAUAACGUCACGAACUGUCAACACGAGUAUGACGAGGAAGGUUGCACUCCGCAUAAGAAAGCGACUUUAGACAUCCACUCGGAGCACAUCAUCCUCAUCCUGACUCUCGGAUGCGGUCUGCUCGGAGGAAUGUGCUUCGCUAUGUGCUUCAACUGCAUCAAGAAGCUGGUGCGAGACGGACGCCAGAUCCAUGAGAAUAUUCGAAGAUCCCGCGAGCAGCUGGAAGAGCGGAGUCAGAGCAUAUCUGCCGCGUCUUCGCCUCGCACGGUGCACCGCCCGCCGCUCACAGAGGACGGCCCUUGCUAUAUCUCGGACGCCAAGACCAACGGCCACCCGUGCAUAAGACCAGAGUCCGAGUCCGAAAGCGAAGUGGACGAGGAAGACGACGAAGAGGAAAUGGACGACAUGGAGGAAUCGUGUGUGGAGAUGCGCGACUGCGAGUGCCAGACGCGGGACUCCCUCCUCACCCAGAGAGACUCCGGUCAAGUGCAGCUGCCUAUGACCCCUCCCCCUCCUCCCCCUCCCAACAGACGCCCCCCUGGCCUCCCUCCCCUGAGUCCUUGUCCUCCCGCAGUCCCAACGCCGCCGCCUCCCCCAGGCUCUCACUACGGCCGUGCCCCUUCGUCAGGACCCCCGUCGGAACACUAUGGUACCUACGGCAAGCCACCGCCGGUGCCGCGACACAACGACCCCUACGAGGUUGACGACCAGUCAGACGACCCCUACGCCCAGAGAUAUCGAGCCGAAGCGGUCAUCGAAAUGCGAGAACGAGGUCACUACGAGCCCAGUAAAUCUCCCAAGGCCACGCCCGAUGUCCUGGGUGGUGAGUAUCCCCGUGUGAGGGUGGUGUGAAGGUGAGGAAGAGGCAAGGAUGGUGUCACGAGGAUGGAGGUCAGACGAGGGUGAGUGUGCCGAGGUGCCCAGUCUGGACGGAGGAUGCCCGAGGACUUGCUUCUGCAGCACACACGGAAUGCCACCCGUCACUCUUCAGGAGUUUUGUUUUGUUACAACGCCCGUACUUGUGGAGUUUAUGAGAUUGUUGAUCUCAGCCGUGAAAAUACGUAGACACAACCAACGUUCCCACUGAUAUUUGUCUUCUUAAGUUAAAGAGCUUUUAGGGAGCCCUAGGGCAGUUCUUUUUGAUUUGGUGACAGUGCAGUAUUAAUGAUAUGUUGUUACUGUCGCAUUAAGAACCUACUUUGCAUUUUGUUCAGCGACGAUAACAUAUUUCCUGGGUUUUCUGAGACCAAACUCCAGUCAGUUCUACGGUUUUCAAAACACUCGUGAAGUUCUUUGUUCUGGAGCCUUCAGGAAGAUGUUUAUCGCUGCUCAAGGGUUGAACUUUUGGUUAUUUCACGUAGAUAAAGAUUUCAGUCAGUGGAUGAUAUAUACAGUAUAUACAUAUAUAUUUUUCGAAUUUCUAAUACGGGAAUAUAUAUUGAUAAGUGCCCUCGUGGAAAGUAUAGAGUUGUCUCCCGUCUCCACAGAACUAUGUAUAAAGCUUUUUUACAUUUUGUUACCAUAUCAUCAGCGCCUUGAGAAGCCUUGGCGGUUCCCUCAGCAGCGCGUUGCCUUUGAUUUAGGAUUCUAUGUCAUAAGUAUUCCUUUGGUAUUUUGAAGUUUUUAUUAGAUUUGUAAGAUAUUUUGGAGUUGAUAUAUUAGCCGUAUCAUUUAAUGACGGUGUUGAGGAUUUGUUGUGCAACACAUGCAUUUACCGGUAAUUGUCUUCAAGCAUAUCGUUUUCUGUUUGUAAAUAAUGUAAGAACAGAAUUAUAAAAGAUUUUUUCCAUAAAAGACAAUCAAAUGUAGGUAUUAAAAUGUGCCAAACUGUCUAUAGAACAUUUUAUAA
Messenger RNA from Penaeus indicus, 2741 nucleotides. RefSeq names its product neuropilin and tolloid-like protein 2. The transcript has 8 exons. The record is from RefSeq and is a predicted model, not a curated record. Gene Ontology annotation, molecular function: protein binding. The coding region runs from base 41 to 1744 and encodes 567 amino acids. Lineage: Eukaryota; Metazoa; Arthropoda; Malacostraca; Decapoda; Penaeidae.